AUGAACACCUCCUGUAGGGUUUCCUUCCUUGAUCCAGACACUCGAGAGGUGCUGGAAGCACAUAUUAGAAGGUUUUGGGUAAAGCACAGGUGGACCCUCCCCCUCAAGGUCCUCAAGCCCAUAAAUCUCUUGAAGCUGAAAAAGCUCCAACCCUCCACCGUUCUGCAGUUUGCCUCUUCCCCUUCAGCCACCUGUGUGUCUGGGUCCCACUCAACAGUCACGUGUGCUGAGUUCCUGGAGAAACCUCCUCAGGCUCAUUCAGGAGAGAAGGUGAUAACAGAAGAGUCAGUUCCUACCCUGAAGAGGCCUCUCCUUGUCCCCUCAACUGUGUGUAAGGAAAUCCAGAGUGCCCUGGGAGCGAUUCCAUCUGCUGACUACCAUGGGCCCUCAAAGGCUUCUCUGACUGGACAGGAGGGCAGGCCACCUUCUCAGUCCCUCACACUCAGCCUUGUGGGCAGAACCUGGAAGAGUGAGACUGUGGAAUGGGUCAAGAGGGACAGCCUAGAGCCAGGUCCAAGUUCAGCAAUGGUCAGGAAUGAGCCAACAGAGGAGAGUGGUGGUCAGGCCUCAGGAGACCCCUGCCAUAGGGCAACAGUGAUGGAGGUGAACUUAGGAUCCCAAUCUUUGAGAGUCAAUGGUCGAGAUGCUCUGCAAAAAUUCAAGCCCACAUCAGCCACUGCCCGGAGUCACGGAUCCGUCAAAAGCAGAUCAACCUUGAAGAGUGAGCCUGCUGAGGGUCAAGCACUCAUGACAGCUGUUGGACAGAUCCCAGAAGAAGAAAGAGCGAUUCACCAUGGACUUCAUGCCACAAAGUUAAAUGGACACAGACUGGAGUUCCAAGUCCCAGUAUGGCGCAUGGUGGACACAGCUCCAGGUGGUGUCUUUCUCAUUGUGGAGAUUUCUGUUCCAGCUGAUGCCCCUGAUCCAGAUGACAACAGAAAUGGACCCCAUCCCCCAUACCUGUCAGGCCCCGCAACACGUGGAAAUGCUGUGACCUGGGGUGGAGGGGGCAGAGUGAGCACAGGACUGCUCACGCCCCUGGUUUCUCCCUGGAGCCAGGCCCUACCUCUGGGCCCCGAUUCCCAAGGCAGCCUCCAGAAUGGGCAGAGCAGUGAGAGUGGAGCCAGGACUUGUGGGAGGGGUCGGUACCCAGAGGAAAGAGUUGACAGGGUUGGGACCUGA
Messenger RNA from Mesoplodon densirostris (Blainville's beaked whale), 1182 nucleotides. Its product is annotated as putative spermatogenesis-associated protein 31C2. The record is from RefSeq and is a predicted model, not a curated record. The transcript has 3 exons. Bases 1 to 1182 code for a protein of 393 amino acids. Lineage: Eukaryota; Metazoa; Chordata; Mammalia; Artiodactyla; Ziphiidae.